GCCGCUCCGUAUUUUGAGCAAAGAGACAAGAUUCUGUGGGGGAGGGUCCUGUUUCCUCCUCAUCCUGCUUGGUCAGAGCUCCAUGGUCAGUAUCUGACCUGGACAGAAUGCACCUGCAUGGGUCAUGAUGCCUGCCCCCGGAGUCUCUCUGUUCUGAGGAGCCUGGCACUGGGGAUGCCAGGGCUCUGUGAUGUCUCAGGUCUCAUGGCUCUGAAUCUCCUUCUUCCCCAUGAGGGAAGCCCGGAGGAGGAUGGCGGGUCCCCCAGGGGCCCCUUGGCCCCAGACCAGGAAGUGGUGUCGUUCAGGGACGUGGCUGUGGACUUUACCGAGGAGGAGUGGGAGUGCCUGAGCCCUGCUCAGUGGCAGCUCUACAAGGAGGUGAUGCUGGAGAACUACAGGAACCUGGUGUCCCUGGGGCUGUUGGAGGACAAACCAGACCUGGUCUCCCGGCUGGAACAAGGGGAAGAGGCAUGGGCCUCGGACAUGCAGGAAGAGGGCCCCAGGAGCCCCCGUCCCUGGGGAGGAGACCCUUCCUCCAGGUGUCGAGGAGCCCGUGGAUGCCACAGCCCCUCUGGGCCCUCAGCCUGGGAUACUAGAACUGAGAGCCAGGAGGAGUCACUUCAUGAAGAAGAACAAGGAACAUCAGAAACAUUAAUGGAAAGCCCCAGAAGGGAUGUUGUUCCCCAGAUCCCUGAAUUUUGGGAAGGUCCUAUUCAGGAGAUCACAUUAUGGAAGCAAAUAGGAAACCUUGCAGGAGAGACUACAAGGAAAGAAUUUUGGGAAUGGCCUGUUCAAGACAUCUCAUUAUGGAAACAAAUGGGAAAUCUUACAGAGGAGACUCCAAAGAAAGUAUUUUGGGAGGGUCCUGUCCAAGACAUCACAUUAUGGAAACAAAUGGAAAAUAUUGCAGGGGAAACUCCAAGGAAAGAAUUUUGGGAGUAUCCUAUUCAAGAUACCAUGUUAUGGAAGCAAAUGGGAAACCUUGCACAGGAGGGUCCAAGGAAAGUAUUUUGGGAGGGUCCUGCCCAAGAGAUCACAUUAUGGAAGCAAAUGGGACACCGUGCAGGAGAGACUCCAAGGAAAGUCCUUCCCCAGGAAACAGGUUUCUGCGACCCAACUGUCCUCCCUAAGAAAAAUCCCACUGAGCAGGGAAGCCGUGAAUGUACUGACUUUGGUAAAAGCUUUAAUCAGAACAUUCCCAAGCACAAAGGAUCAUGGGAUUAUAAUCAGUGUGGGAAUCUCUCCCAUUACUAUACACUCUUUAAUCAAUAUCAGAGAAAUGAACCCUGUGAUUUGGAAGGUGGACAGGAUUUUAGCAAGAACUCAUUUCUUAUUCAAAAUCAGAGAAUCUGUUCAGAAGAGAAUCCUUAUAAAUGUGAAGAAUGUGGGAAGGCUUUCACCAACUAUUCAGACAUUAUCAAUCAUGAAAGAACUCAUGGUGGAGAGAAACAUUAUAAGUAUAGGCAAUGUGGAGCAGCUUUUAUGUGGAGCUCAGUUCUUACUGAACACCAGAAAAUUAAAAUUUGUGAUAAACCCUGUGAAUAUAAGGAGUUUAAGGAGGUCUUCAGCCAGAAUUCAGACAUUACUAAAUAUGAAGGAAUUAGUAGUGGAAAGAAACCAUCUGAGUAUAGUGACUGUGGGACAGCCUUUAUUUGGCAUUCAAACCUCAUGGGACGUCAGAGAAUUCUCACUAGUGAGAAACCUUAUGAAUGUAAGGUAUGUGGGAAAGCCUUCAGCCAGAACUCAUCCCUUACUCAACACUUCAGAAUUCAUACUGGAGAGAAACCUUAUAAAUGUAAGGAGUGUGGCAAGGCCUUCAGGCAGAAUUCACAUCUUAUUCGACAUCAGCUAAUUCACACUAGAGAGAAACCUUAUGAAUGCCAGGAAUGUGGAAAGCCCUUCAAUCAGAGCUCAGAUAUCAUAUAUCAUGGAAGAAAUCAUGAUGGAGGAAUUUAUUAUAAGUGCAGGCAAUGUGGAAAGGCCUUUACAUGGAGUGCCAUUCUUACCGAACAACAGAAAAUUCACACUUUUGAGAAAUCCUAUAAAUAUAAGGAAUUUGGAAUGGCCUUCAGCCAAAGCUCAGGCAUUAUUAAAUAUGAAGGAAUUCAUAGCGGAAAGAAACCAUUUGAGUGUAAAGACUGUGGGGCAGCUUUCAGUUGGCACUCAAACCUUUUGGAACAUCAGAGAACUCACACAGGUGAGAAACCUUAUGAAUGUAAGGUAUGUGGGAAAGCCUUCAGUCAGAGCUCUUCCCUUACUCAACACUUCAGAAUUCAUACUGGAGAGAAACCUUAUAAAUGUAAGGAGUGUGGCAAGGCCUUCAGGCAGAAUUCACAUCUUAUUCGACAUCAGCUAAUUCACACUAGAGAGAAACCUUAUGAAUGCAAGGAAUGUGGAAAGGCCUUUAGCCAGAGCUCAGACAUUAUUAAACAUGAAAGAAUACACAGUGGAAAGAAACCAUAUGAGUGUAAGGAAUGUGGGGCAGCCUUCAGUUGGCGCUCAUACCUCAUUCAACAUCAGAGAACUCACACUGUUGAGAAACCUUAUGAAUGUAAGGAAUGUGGGAAAGCCUUUAGCCAGAGCUCAUCCCUUAUUCAACAUCAUCGAAUUCAUACUGGUGAGAAACCUUAUGAAUGUAAGGAAUGUGGGAAGGCCUUUAGCCAGAGAUCGUCCCUUAUUCAACAUCAUCGAAUUCAUACUGGAGAGAAACCUUACAAAUGUAAGGAUUGUGGGGCAGUCUUCAGUGGGCACUCAGGCCUUAUCCAACAUGAGAGGAUUCACACUGGUGAGAAACCUUAUGAAUGUAAAGAAUGUGGGAAAGCCUUUAGGCAGAGCUCUGCCCUCAUACAUCAUCAGAUAAUUCAUACUGGAGAAAAACCUUACAAAUGUAAAGACUGUGGGAAGGCAUUUCGCUGGAAUGCAGUUUUUACUGAACAUCAGAAAAUCCACACUGGAGAGAUACCUUAUGAAUGUAAGGAAUGUGGCAAGGCCUUCAUCCAGAGAGCAGCUCUUACCCAUCAUCAGAGAAUUCAUACCGGAGAGAAGCCUUACAGAUGUAAGCAAUGUGGGAAGGCCUUCAUCCAGAGAUCAUCCCUUACUCAUCAUCAGAGAACUCAUACUGGAGAGAAGCCUUACAAAUGUAAGCAGUGUGGGAAGGCUUUUAUCCAGAGAUCAGACCUCACUCGACAUCACAUAAUUCAUACUGGAGAGAAACCUUAUGAAUGAAGGAAUGUGGGACAGCCUCCAUCCAGACCUUAGCCCUUAUUAAACCUCAAUAAAAUCAUAUUGGAGAAAAAACACUGAAUGUAAGGAAUGAGGGAAAGACUUCAGUUGGGUCUCAGCCCUUAAAGGAUGUGAAUUAACUCAUGGUACAUACUGGCAUACAUGGUGCAGUUGUUUUACGGAAGCAUCCUUUUUAGUUCAACUGAAAAUAUUAAGAAAUAAUAUUUCUUUCAGUCAAAAAUCCUUUCAAGACUUUUACCUUUAGAAAAGUAGCUAAGGUCUUAGGAAUAGGGAUUAAGGAUAGUAACCAAACUUAGAACUGAGACAUCCCUGUUGUCUAGUUGUGACCCUUGCCUUCCCCACCCCUGAAGUGACUGAUGCUAAGACCCACUGAAAGGAAGUGACCUCUUCCAUUUAAGGAUUAAGAUAUGGAACGCAGUCAGGAAACCCUUUCAGUUCUUUAGGGGAGUGGUCAAGGAAGGAAUCUGGUAGUUUAGUUGAAGAUUAAGUGACUAUUCUAGAAUGUUGAACCCCCACCCCCAACAAAAGCCCUGUUUUAAUAUUGUGACCUUUUCCUUGUUCAAGAUUGCUAUAAAUGUUACCUCAAAAUUGUUUUGGGGUAGAGAUAUGUCCUGGGGGCUGUGUCAGUUUGGACAUUUUUCUCUCUAGGAUAGAAGUACUAGGAUUUAGAAUGCUGUUUAAUAAAAUUGUUUCUGACAGACUUGUGCCUAAAAUACAAAGUAUAAUGUUGGUAUUUUCUUUAUGCCUACACCAGGAGCAUCAAACUCAGAUAGAAGCAGAUCCCCAAAGGCCUCAUAGUGAUUUAGAAAGAAUCAAAUUAACAUUAUUUACAUUGUAUUAUAUUUUUAUUUAAAUCAUUUCCUGAUUUUAAUUUAGUUGAGGCAGUUUUGCAGGCCCUAUGCUGCCUGAGGAUCUCAGGACAAGAAUGUAAUACAUCUGUUCUACAGCACCAAUAUGAAGAUUAUAGAAGAUCCUUCAGUCAGCUCAAACUUUACUCAACAUUGGAGAAUUUACACUGGAGAGAUUCUCUGAAUUCCAUGAAAGUGGGAAAGCCUUCAGUGUGAGGAGGACCCUUAUCCUGCAACCAGAGAAUUCCUCCUGGUGGGUGGAAUACACCCUAUAAAUGUAUUGAAUAUUGGAGUGGCUUAUUAUUGAGGGAAAGGUCUCAGUUGACAUCACCAAGUUCCUCCUAAACAGAAACUCUGUGAAUGCAUUGAAUAUAGAAAGGCAGAGAUCAAGCAUUAGUGAUUGCAUGUUGGAGGGCAUUUCUUCAGAUCUAAGGCAUAGAGGUAAGGAGUAACUGGUUAUGUCUAGCUUCCUUUCACUUCAAAACUUCAAGAAAUGUGCCUAUCGAAGUAAAAGAAAGAAAUUCUCACAAAGAAAACCUUGCAUAUACUUGUCAUGAGUAAAUGUAAAAGGACUCCUAGUAUAAUACAAGAAGGUUGUUUCACAGAAGUCUCACUUUAUCUGAAGGCCACUGUAGUAACAUAGAGGAAGAAAUUCUCUUUGAGGAAGGGAAGGAUGGGGGAGAAAGUGACAACCAUCUCUGGAAAUCAGAGUGCUGCUGCUGAAAAACAGUCAUUUAUCCGAGUUAAGUUAGGAAAGUGGAAUGUCACUAUUAUUUCAUUAAAUCUGGUUUGGCGAGGCAAGUUAGAGGAGGGAAGUGGCU
This is a messenger RNA of Phascolarctos cinereus (koala), 4912 nucleotides long. NCBI's taxonomy places the organism in Eukaryota, Metazoa, Chordata, Mammalia, Diprotodontia, Phascolarctidae. The record is from RefSeq and is a predicted model, not a curated record.